ACGGCCAGUCAGUCGCGCUCCAGCCGCCGCGGUGGAAGGUGCUUGUCGCUCCCUCUCUUUCGUUCGUAGUAGCCUCGCGCCGGAAACGCGGACUCCCUUCGCGCCAAAAACAAACGGAUUGUUCUCCCUCGUGCUCCGUGACACAUUGUGCAAACAAAUCAGUGGUCCUCUCGUGUGUCUCGCCGUUAUAUCGAGUGUUAACGAGAAUCGAGCACGUUGUGCGAACAAGUUGGCGCGUUACGCAACUCGUUGAUUCGCGCCACGCGGGAAACAGCGAACUUGCGGUGCAUCCUUCUUCUUCCUCGUUUUCGCUGUCACGCAGUUGCUUCAAGGACUGCCCGGACACGCGACUUGACGAUCGCAAGGACUCCCGAAAAUUCUAAAGUGGACAUGCAUAUCGAAGAUCGGCCUGAAGCUGCACACCGAUGACGCAAGGUCGCGUAAAAUCGGCCAAUCUGCCCUGCCAUUCUCCCCUACUAUUUCACCUUUAUCGGGUGAAUUUCACGGGUCGGAGUUCGCGGAAUAAAGGGAGGAAAGAGCGUUCAGAUUACGGUUUCGUCUUAAAUCGAGCGUACGAGGAACGGUCGCUUUAUGUUCUCGCCAAUACGUGACCCUGUACCCUACGAUCUGCCAGACGUGCACGCGCCGACGUCGAGAGUCGGUGACGAGGUGACGACGAUCGCGACGACGACGACGACGACGACAGAGACGGAGAUCCGCGAAGAAACGAAUCAACCAAUGAUGGCUAAAAGCGCUGAGAGGCUGCCUGGCACUUCCACCAGGCUGAGGACCAGAGACGACGGCUGCUGCUCCGUGAACUUCCUGAAAUACGUUCUUCACAUUUACAACGUGGUGUUGUUCCUGUCUGGACUGGUUGUGGGCGGAAUCGGUAUCUGGACGGUGAUUUCGAAGCACAGCUACGUGUCCCUGAUGGCGACUGUCACGUACCCGAUUCUAGCAUACGCUUUAAUCGUCGCAGGUGUCCUGGCUGUGGUCGGUAGCUGGCUCGGAUGUGGCGGUGUAACUGCUGAAAAUAGAUGCGUUCUUCUCAUAUACGUGUUCGUCGUGAUGCUGGUGUUCGUGCUGGAGGCAGGAGUGGGCGCGCUGGCGCGACUCUAUGAGGAGCAAGUCGGCCCUGAAUUCAAGAUGACUCUUAAUCGUACCUUCCUCGAGAACUACUCCGUGAGGAGCAGGGAAACUGCCGCGAUCGACCAGAUGCAGAUAGAGUUCAAAUGCUGCGGAGCCCUGAGAUUCGAGGACUGGCUGGUGAGUGAGUGGCACAAAGACGAGGAUGUUCUGAAGGAAGGGAGCCUCGUGCCCACUAGCUGCUGCAAAACCCCGACGCCCCUUUGCGGAAGGAGGGACCAUCCAUCGAACAUCCAUUACACGGGCUGCAUCUACAAGUUCCUGGAGACGACGAAGGACCACUUGAUAAUCCUGGGCGCGGUGGGACUGGGCCUGUCCGUGCUUGAGCUGUUCGGGAUCGUCCUUGGCUCGUGUCUCUACAUAAAGCUCAGACACGACUUCGACGACUGAGGAUUGCUUCAAGUCCGCGAGAGCAACAACAACGGCCGCUCGUGGUGCAGAUACAUGCAGAACGACGCAGGAGCCGUUUGAUCGCCGGCGCGGAUGGGCGCGGAGGAACGGUUGGCGUCCAAAGACGAGCCGUUUUCUCUCGUUGUUCGUCGUUCAGGAUGUCCCGCGUUCCUGGCUCUUCCUCCGCGCCACAAAGAGUCCAGACUGCGUGAUUCGUCCCCCCUGCGGGCUGAAACCGCGCACAAAGCGACUCGGGAAAAAAGCGAGCGGAAAAGGAGAUCGUGCGUGAGUUUCAGCCACCGCAACGGCGGAAAUCAUCAAAGAGCUGCUGCCCCCUCCUCCGUCGACUCUGAAUCUCCGUUAUCCCCGUGGCAUUUCGCGAAAAGGGGGCAACAAGAGGAACGCGGAUCGCCGGAAUCCCAGGGAAUCGAUGGGAAACAGCCAACGACGGAGUCUAGUUUCCCUCGGUUGGCCGACGCGCCCGAAGGAGGACAGAGAAGAGGAUGACAGAGGACGUCUCUCGUCCUGGUCUCCUUUGGCCACUGGACGGGAACCUAGAGGCUGGAUUCCGAAGAAAAGGGAAGGCUCUUUCGACUCCAGUGACUCCUUUCCUUGGACGAAUUUCGAUUGGCUCUGACGGAACGUCGUUGCACCUCUAAAACCGUACUCGCUACUUCCGAGGAAAACGUUCCAACGACCGCUGGCCAUUUUUCAACGUGUUCCGUGAUUUCUGGGCAGUGUUGGGCAACGUAGUUCGUGAUUACGGUUAGAGUACUACAGCGAGAAGAGAACCGAGGGGCAUUCGAGUUGUAUAAAAUUUCAACAACAGUGCGUGGAUCCCCUCGAGUCUCUCCUCAGCAAGAAAUAGGAUUAAUCGGCCUCGAUCAGCUAUGAAAGAUAGCAAAUUAUUGAUUUACGAUUGCGGAUUUAAAGUGUGAUCUGAUCUAACAGUUUCAAGCGAUUACUUCGAAAGUAAUCGCAAUGUAAUCACUGCCCAACCCUGUUUCGGGGACUCUGAUCGACAUCCAAAUUAUUAAAUGCUCGUUGGCGACGAACGAACUUUACGGAGCAGUCCGUUAUAUCGUCAGCGAGGUUACCAUGGCACAAAUCAUGCUCUCUUUGUACACUGCCGUCGCCGAAUUCGCGCAAACGAUUCUGAAGCUUUUUAGCACGAGGAGCAAGGUGUAAUUGUUAAGGUGGAAUUAUCCGACGCUUGUAAUGUUUUUCCAAUAUGUGUUUUAGUCGUGGGGGUAGCAAGUCGGAGUAAUUUAUUAUCUUUGGCAGGACCAAAUUGAGGCACGGACACUCUGAGAUUAAUUUGAAGAGAUUUUAUUCGUGUACAAUCACGAAACACUACAAAAUUUUAAUGUCUGCAACAUUGUGGUAAACAAUACUAUAGUUCUAGAGCCCUAAAUGGCCCGACAGGCCCUACGAUACGCGCACUGUUAUAAAAGCAAUCCAUUGUCGAGUGUUUACACGCCUGACGCAAUCCAGUACGUUGAAGAACGUAGCCAGGUAAACGAAAACAUGCGUCUUCAUCGCGUCGUUACAAAAGCGUCCCAUUCCGACAAGGAAUUCCCCCUUAGAGGCUCAUUGGAACGAAGCAAGAGAGCCGUUAGCCAGUAAAAUCGCGACUUACGUCCCAGCGCAGGUCGCGAUCGAACCACGCCGCCGUUCCUCGGGGACGAGUAGUACCCAUUUGUCGAUAGAACGGACCACUAAAUCGUCCUGCUUUUUCACGAAAAACAAAGAGACAGAGAGAGAGAAAAAGAGAGAUCUGAUCAGUCGAGCAACGACGGGAAACGAUCGGUCUUCGCCGACGAACGUCCGAUCCGCGUUCUUGGAUUUGCUUGUAUCGCGAUGCGUUCUUCUCCCCAUUCUCUCCUCCCACCCCCUUAAUUUAUUCGACAUGAUCGGAGCUAAUCUUGCGCAUCGUUUACCUCCAGAACGCGUAUCGGCUGUCCACGAGCGAAAGAUCGACUCGAAUCGGUCGUCGACCUCGUACGUGAACUGUAAACAGUGCCUUGAUGAAAAUAAUAGCGUUAUUAAAGUCCAGAGAUAUUUUAAACGAUCGACUAUGUAUAUUCGAGGAGAGUACGGAAAUGCGUUAGCGUUGUAAAUGUACGUACAGUAUUUAUAUACAUAUACAUAUAAUAUAUAUUUAUCUGUUGCUUCGCAGGUUAAUACAAGAGCCUUCGCACAAUUAUUUAUAACGUGUGCUGACGUUUAGUCGUACAACAAAAACUUUCGAAGCGUGUUGAGUCCGCGUUUGUGGGCAAGAAUCGAUCUAAUCUUCUUCUAGAAGAACUCUUCUAGCGAAGAGCUAUCGAGGGCACAUGUGCCAGAGUUCGACAGGGUUCGACCACAUGUGCCUUCGAGUGCUUUGACUCCUCGGUAAGGUACCUUUAUGGCAGUGUGCAUUAAUAUAGCAACAUUGUUUUCAUCCCUGGUUUGGAGAUAACAUCUGACCGAACGCUUACAACAUCGAUUCUCUCCUACAAUCGUAGACACAACUCUGCAUCGGGCACGAGACGAAGUCUAAGACCAUAUUUUACUAUUGUACGAUCGUGCCGUAUGUUAUAUUUUAUUCUUAAUGUUAUUGUCUUCAUUGGUAUUACAUGUACGUGUAUUAUCUGUUAGCGUUUAGGAAAACUUUAUAAAUAUUGUACAUAUCAGACCCUAUUCUGUUACGAAUAAAAACUGAAACCGUA
Hylaeus volcanicus is the source of this 4247-nucleotide messenger RNA. RefSeq names its product CD151 antigen-like. Gene Ontology annotation, cellular component: membrane. The record is from RefSeq and is a predicted model, not a curated record. The transcript has 8 exons. The coding region runs from base 592 to 1536 and encodes 314 amino acids. Lineage: Eukaryota; Metazoa; Arthropoda; Insecta; Hymenoptera; Colletidae.